GCGGCCACGGCCAUGCAGUUCUUCACCAAGGGCUACCAGGAGACCAUCGCAGAUGUUCUGAAUGAUGCCAUCUUCGAUGAAGAUCACGAUGAGAUGGUAAUUGUGAAGGACAUAGACAUGUUUUCACUGUGUGAACAUCACCUGGUUCCGUUUGUUGGAAAGGUACAUAUUGGUUAUCUUCCCAACAAACAAGUCCUUGGUCUCAGCAAGCUUGCUAGGAUUGUGGAGAUAUACAGUAGAAGAUUACAAGUCCAGGAGCGCCUUACCAAACAAAUUGCAGUAGCCAUCACCGAAGCCUUACAGCCCGCUGGCGUCGGAGUGGUUAUCGAAGCAACGCACAUGUGCAUGGUAAUGCGUGGGGUCCAGAAGAUGAACAGUAAAACAGUGACUAGCACAAUGCUGGGCGUAUUCCGGGAGGAUCCAAAGACUCGCGAGGAAUUCUUGUCGCUCAUCAGAAGCUGAAACGGUGCCGUUCUCCGAAUGCACUCUCCCCGGUCGUGCCGUCCCGUGUCCGUCUGUCCCUCACCAUUUGUACAUCUGAUUUUUAACCCGAGCUGUUGUGAGUUGUUGUCCUAACUUGUGCAGUAUGAGGCUUGCGCGCAAGCCCAAAUGUAACAAAGAGAUAGGUCCUGUGAAUCUCUAAACUGUCUCUCGUGUCACAGGGGAACACAGCUACCAAUAGUUUUUAAUUAUGCUGUCUCCCGUCUACAACACAAAAUCGACCGCCAUCGGAAGAAGCGGCAGAAGGGUGGGAAAGAAGAGCCUGUUUCUAAUGUAAACCUGUCUUUGGUAAAUGAAGUACGGUGUGACAUAGGAAAUACUGAAAAGCUGCAGAGUUUUUUGCAAGGUCACGUACAUGCAUCAAUGCCUGAACAGGAAGCUCCUGAAUUCUCUCCCAGGACAGUUCAGGACUCCUACGGUAACUUUAAUUGCAGCUUGUCUGCCGUGUCUCGCUUCGGUCUCUGAACGUGUAUGUUAUACCUCUUUGUGUGACCCGAGUCUGGUGAGGAUAUGUAUUUUGUUAGCAUUCGCCUGCCUCCUUCUGUUGUUUUAUGGUGAAUUAAAGACGCUUGUUUUCUAGUCCUUACCUUGCAGGGAACUAAUUUCUAAACAAUUCAGGGGUAUAGUCUUACCUGUCUUCAGGGUUUUACGCACCUUCCUCUGCCUCAGCGUGAGAAGAUUUUACCAGUCAACGUUUAAUUUUUUUUUUUUAAAGGAAUCUUUAUACAACCCGCUGUUGAGUUGGCAAGGGAGCUAAUGACUCCAACGAGGUUUUUUGACCACUUUAUCUCGUUGAAUUUGCCUCCUUGGAUUUUUUGAUGGGUUGAUUGGACUAGACUGACAGUUUCCUUUUAGAAUAUUUCAAGUUUCUAGUUCAUUGGGCCAAAGCUUUGGGAAGGAGCUCGCUAACGCUGCCCACUCUCCAUGUCCUUUCUGAGAGGGUGUAAUUCUGUGGCAGGGACCCUUGUAAAUGCACUGGCGUCAUUGUUCAGUUGGCCCCUUGUAUAGGGACAACCGAGCCAUGUAUUUCCAGGGACACCAAACACACGUUAAACCUCAGCAUGGAAAAUCAGACAGCAAACUGCACUGGAUCUAGUUGAUUAAAUCCUUAGGAAAGAAUUAAUGAGUACUCUCUGACUCUUUAAUUGGGACAAUACAAUACAACGCACAAAUCACUCCCUCCCCUUAGAACUAGCAAAAAAUAUGCUUUGCAUACUUUAUUAUUAUUAUUAUUAUUAUUAUUAUAGGACUACAGUUUAAUUUAAUAUGGCACAAUAUAUGCUUCUGGGUGUUACUAUAUGAAGUCCACCAUGUGCUCACCUCCCUGGUGAAUCUUGGUCUUACAAGCUGCAGUGUCCUGACCCAGCACACAUUUUUGCCUCUCUUUUCUCAACCUUUACUAGAAGCAAAGUGAAAAAAUGCCAGGCUUAGUUUCCAUCAGGCCUGAAGCUUUACAGCAGGGUGACUGCAAGGACUAAAAGGGUGGCCUUCCCUUAUUACAGCUCUGUAAUUGCCAGCACCACUCACUGCCAGUAAUUUCCAGAAACACACUGAAGAUGUCUCUGCUUAAUUACACCAGCUGGGAUUUGUCAUUUAAUGCACUGUACAGGAUAUUGUGUUCAGUCUGAAAACACUAAUCUCACUACUGCCAGGAUGGACACGCUCAAUGCAUUGCUCUGUGGCACUUGAACUGUCCUGGGCCUACCUUGUUGUUCACACAUGCACACAAAGUCACUUUAUUUUUAUUUAUUUUUUUUUAAUGAAAGCGCUCAAUUUCUACUGACUCUGAGAGCAGAAUUUGACUAUUUUGAGUUUAAUAUAUUUUUAUUCGUUUUUGGUUUAAAAGCCUUAAGUCAUACUUGUCUGGAGUUCAGAGGAAGAGGGUUUUUUUCUUUUUUUUUUUUCUUUUUGUCUUAGCAACUUCAGAACAUUUUUAAGGACCAAAGACGCAUGCGCACUGCUACUUUCCCGAACUCACUUUCAUUUGGUUGCAACCGCCUGUCUCUUGUAAAGCAUUGUCUUGCACCUGAGAUAACAGAAUGGGUUGGGUGUUAGCUAUUUAUUCAGGAUAAAGUUCUCACUAGGGCACCAGGCUUUGGUAUUUUAUUUCAACAUCAUCUAUAGUCUUGGGAACAUACCUCUAUUUGUAUGCGUGGCCUUGGAUUUUGUUCAGACUUUUGUAGGCUGUGGUGAGUUUUGGAAUACCGUGUGUUUGAUGAUAAUGAGCUUUAACUACAUCCAGUGUAUAUAUGUAUAGGGCAUUACAGUCUGCUGUUGUACUGCAUACAAGUCUAUUGUACCAACACAUUAAAGUGCAGUAUUAUCCUUUGGA
Alligator sinensis (Chinese alligator) is the source of this 2833-nucleotide messenger RNA. It is a transcript of the gene GCH1, whose product is annotated as GTP cyclohydrolase 1. NCBI's taxonomy places the organism in Eukaryota, Metazoa, Chordata, Crocodylia, Alligatoridae. The transcript is spliced from 6 exons. The annotation marks the transcript as partial. The record is from RefSeq and is a predicted model, not a curated record. Gene Ontology annotation, cellular component: cytoplasm. Gene Ontology annotation, molecular function: GTP cyclohydrolase I activity; GTP binding; zinc ion binding. Gene Ontology annotation, biological process: tetrahydrobiopterin biosynthetic process; tetrahydrofolate biosynthetic process.